AUGAAGUAUAAUUCUCGUCCCACGAUCGACGCGCGCAGAACAUUACAUCCGUCCCGCACAGUCCAAGGCCGAGCACACAUACCGACUGGGGAAGCAUCCGCCCGUGAUCGACCCAUUCCAGUCCCACGACUAUGUGCCUCACACGACAACCUGGUCCGAACCGGGAAGCAUCAUUCCGCGUUCAACCCACUCACUUACCACGAUCCAUGUACCACGCAUGAUCGUACCGUCCGACAAGGAAGGCAUCAUUCCGCGUCCGGCCCGAACAUUCAACCAAAUCUAUCCACCCGGCCGAACCCGACGAACGAACGUGAAAUCUCUCAGCCACGAUCGUACCGAUGGUCAAUCACAACCCGACUCCCGGCCGAACAUCCCGACCGAACGAUCUGGUCGACCCGUAUCUGA
This is a messenger RNA of Microthlaspi erraticum, 405 nucleotides long. The record is from the annotation of a GenBank genome assembly. NCBI's taxonomy places the organism in Eukaryota, Viridiplantae, Streptophyta, Magnoliopsida, Brassicales, Brassicaceae.